CAAUGCUUGCACUCAACGAAGGCUAGCUAAGCUAAGCUUAAAUCAUUGCCUCCCACUGCUCCGCUUGCUGCAUGCUGCUCUAUAUCACUUGCUGUGUCCCGGUGUUUUCUCUCAUCAGGAUCAAGCUCGUCUCGUUGAUCAAUGGCAUCAGACAAGUGCUCAUCGUUUCUACUAGCAGCGGCAGCGGCUGCAGUGCUCGUCCUCGCGUCGGCGCCGGUGGCUCAUUCGUGGAGCAAGGAGGGUCACAUGCUCACAUGCCGAAUCGCGCAGGAUCUGCUGGAGCCAGCCGCGGCGCACGCGGUGAGGAACCUGCUGACGGAGGAGGCGGACGGCGACCUGUCGGCGCUGUGCGUGUGGCCGGAUCAGGUCAGGCACUGGUACAAGUACAGGUGGACGAGCCCUCUCCACUUCAUCGACACCCCUGACAAAGCCUGCAGCUUCGUCUACUCAAGGGAUUGCCAUGGCGCGGAUGGUGCGGAGGAUAUGUGCGUCGCUGGCGCGAUCGCGAACUUCACCUCUCAGCUUAUGCACUAUAAUCACGGCAGCGCCGAUCGCAAAUAUAACAUGACUGAAGCACUGCUAUUCUUGUCACACUUCAUGGGAGAUGUUCAUCAGCCAAUGCAUGUUGGGUUCACGAGCGACCAAGGGGGCAAUACGAUUAAUCUACGCUGGUUCAGGCACAAAUCCAAUCUCCAUCAUGUGUGGGAUAGGGAGAUGAUACUCACAGCUAUUGCUGAAUUCUACGGCAAGGACAUGGAUGCGUUUCAAAAGGACCUUGUGCACAACUUCACCACGGGAACGUGGUCUGAUGACGUAUCCUCUUGGGGAGACUGCGAGGAUCUCCUGUCUUGCUCAACCAAGUACGCUACAGAGAGCAUAAAUUUGGCUUGCAAAUGGGCGUACAACGAUGUCCGUGAAGGCGAAACUCUGUCAGAUGACUACUUCGGCUCACGGCUCCCGAUCGUGACACGACGAAUCGCGCAGGGGGGAGUUAGGCUGGCCAUGUUCUUGAAUCGGCUCUUCGGGGAGCACAACCGUGACGUCGCAUCACCAGCCUGAACUGAUAGCUGCUUCAGAAUUCAGAAAAUUCAGAAGUUAACCACACGUGUAAUCUAACGGCCGCAUCCAUUUCAUUUUAUUUUUACGUGAUACGUGACUCUAUUUUUACGAUGAAUAGUUGAUGCCAACAAUGCUGAUUAAUUAACCACAUAGUAAUACAAGUAAGCAACGCUUGAAAUCAACAGGACAUAGCAAACCAAUUCCAUUCUUUUCUGAUCAUAAAGAGAUGUACAUCCACAUGUAUGAUUAAUUGUAUCUAGACAAGAUUCAAUGACUAUACUACUCUCAUUGCACCAA
Oryza sativa Japonica Group (Japanese rice) is the source of this 1356-nucleotide messenger RNA. Its product is annotated as endonuclease 1. Gene Ontology annotation, biological process: DNA catabolic process. The record is from RefSeq and is a predicted model, not a curated record. NCBI's taxonomy places the organism in Eukaryota, Viridiplantae, Streptophyta, Magnoliopsida, Poales, Poaceae. Gene Ontology annotation, molecular function: nucleic acid binding; endonuclease activity.